Messenger RNA from Lipotes vexillifer (Yangtze River dolphin), 724 nucleotides. RefSeq names its product proline rich and Gla domain 4 (gene PRRG4). Gene Ontology annotation, molecular function: calcium ion binding. The coding region runs from base 17 to 700 and encodes 227 amino acids. Lineage: Eukaryota; Metazoa; Chordata; Mammalia; Artiodactyla; Lipotidae. The record is from RefSeq and is a predicted model, not a curated record. The transcript has 6 exons. Gene Ontology annotation, cellular component: plasma membrane; extracellular region.
UGACAGUUGCCAGACUAUGUUUACACUCCUGGUGCUACUCAGCCAACUGCGCAUACUUACUUUCGCGUUCCCUCAUCGCACAAGAAGUCCAGAGGAGUCUAGGCAUGUGGGAGAAGAAGUCUUUACAUCAAAAGAAGAAGCAAACUUGUUCAUACGUAGACACCUCUUAUAUAAUAGAUUUGAUUUGGAGCUCUUCACUCCCAGUGACCUAGAAAGAGAAUGCAGAGAAGAACUUUGUAAUUAUGAGGAAGCCAGAGAAAUUUUUGUGGAUGAAGAUAAAACGAUGAAAUUUUGGCAAGAAUAUUCAAUUAAAGGACCAACCACAAAAUCAGAUGCUAACAGAGAGAAAAUCGAUGUUAUGGGCCUUCUGACUGGACUAAUUGCUACUGGAAUAUUUUUGGUUAUUUUUGGAUUACUUGGUUACUAUCUUUGUAUCACUAAGUGUAACAGGCAACGACAUCCAGGUUCUUCAGCCACCUACGCAAGAAGGGGCAGACACACUCCCUCCAUCAUUUUCAGAAGACCUGAGGAGGCUGUCUUGUCUCCAUUGCCACCUGCAGUGGAGGACACAGGAUUACCUUCUUAUGAACAGGCAAUGGCACUGACCAGAAAACACAAUGUUUCGCCACCACCACCGUAUCCUGGGCCAGCGAAAGGGUUUAGGGUAUUUAAAAAAUCUAUGUCACUCCCAUCUCACUAAGCCCACCUUGUUGUCUUGGUGAUA